Oncorhynchus tshawytscha (Chinook salmon) is the source of this 2906-nucleotide messenger RNA. RefSeq names its product interferon-induced GTP-binding protein Mx. Lineage: Eukaryota; Metazoa; Chordata; Actinopteri; Salmoniformes; Salmonidae. Gene Ontology annotation, biological process: defense response to virus. Gene Ontology annotation, molecular function: GTPase activity; microtubule binding; GTP binding. Bases 129 to 1973 code for a protein of 614 amino acids. The record is from RefSeq and is a predicted model, not a curated record. The transcript has 14 exons. Gene Ontology annotation, cellular component: membrane; cytoplasm; nucleus.
UUCACUUUCAUUUUGCUUUACAUGAAAGGUGAUAGACUCAAGCUGUAGACCUGUACUGCUCUGUGACCCUGGCUCAACGCACAACCUGCUUGUCUGAAAGUGUCAACGAUUUCAAGAGGAAGAGAGACAUGUCUUAUGAUGAUGGACCGAGUAUGUUCCAAGACCAGCUGGCGGAGAAGGUCCGGCCCUUCAUAGACUUAGUAGACUACAUGAGAUCCAUAGGGAUAGAUAAGGAGCUGCCACUGCCAACCAUUGCUGUGGUGGGAGACCAGAGUUCAGGAAAGAGCUCUGUGCUUGAGACCCUUUCUGGGGUGGCGCUGCCCAGAGGGACUGGUAUUGUCACCAGGUGCCCACUGCUACUUAAACUCUGUAACGACAGGACAGUGAAAUGGGAGGCUGUCAUCUCAUACGGAGGGAAAGUCUUUGAGUUUGACGAACCUUCAGAAGUUGUUAGACAUGUUGAACAAGCUCAGAACGCGUUAGCUGGAAAGGGAGUGGGGAUAUGUGAAGACCUGAUCACUCUAAAGAUCACAUCCUCCACGGUGUGUGACCUCAGUCUGAUUGACUUACCAGGGAUCACCAGGGUGGCUGUGAAAGGACAACCUGAAGACAUUGGAGUCCAAAUCAAUAAUCUCAUUACGAAAUUCAUAAAGAAUAAGAGAACCAUUAUUUUGGUGGUGGUACCAUGUAAUGUUGACAUAGCAACAACAGAGGCCCUGAAAAUGGCACAAGAAAUGGAUCCUGAUGGCACAAGAACUCUCGCCAUUCUGACAAAGCCAGACCUGAUAGACCCGGGAGCAGAGAAGAAUGUGUUGGAAAUUGUCCACAAUAGAGUCAUCUUUCUCAGUAUGGGCUAUGUCAUUGUGAAAUGUCGUGGUCAAAAGCAAAUUGAUGAAAACAUGUCAAUAACCUGUGCGAUUGAGGAGGAGUUGGAAUUCUUCCGAAAUCACGAGCACUUCAGAUCCCUCGUGCGUGAGGAGAAGGCAACCACCAAGUGCCUAGCCACCAAGCUCAGCAAUGCACUGUUCAAACAGAUCAAGACUUAUCUGCCCCAGAUGUCAGAGAAGAUAAAGGAGCAGCUGGGGGAGGUAAAGCAUUCGUUGAGUAAAUUAGAGGGCGGGCCUCCCCUUGAACCUGAAGAGAAGAGGAAGUACCUCAUUCAGGUCAUAACAGAUUUCAAUGAGCAGAUUACCCAACUGUCCAAAGGGGAUAUUAUCGUUGAGGAGAAUCUGUUUGUUCUCAUGCGAAAGGAAUUUACACAGUGGAUGAAAUGUUUGGAAAAUGACAAAUCAAACUACCACAGAGUAGUGCAACAAGUGGUGGAUGAAUAUGAUCAGGAGCACAGGGGAAGUGAGCUGCCAGGAUUCAGUAACUACAGGGUAUUUCAACAUGUUGUUCAGAAACUAGUGGCUAAACUUAAGAUACCAGCCAUGACGACACUACAGAAAAUCAGAGACAUGGUGCAGAAGCAAUUUGAUCAUUUGUCCAGAGAGAGCUUUAAGAAUUAUCCUUAUCUUCAUCUGGUCUCAAAGAAAAACAUUGAAACAAUCCAGGAAAAGCAGUCAAACAUAGUGAAGGAGAGGAUCAUGGAGCAGUUUGAGAUGGAGAUACAGGUCUACACACAGGAUGAAAUCUUCAACAAAGUUAUGCUCGAGACGGGAACACAUAUUCUAGAGGAGGGGGAAAUAGCAGAAGACAAAGAGCAAGACACCAGGAGCAAGUACCCUGGGCUGCUCAAGGCAUACUAUGAGAUUGUGGUGCAAAGACUGGCUGACCAGGUACCCAUGAUGAUCUGUUACUUCAUCCUGAAGCAGUCAGCCAAGAUUGUGUGCAGUGAAAUGCUGGAUCUGCUACACAGAGAUGACACUGAUAACAUCCUACAGGAGGAUUCAGAGAUCGGACAGUAUCGUGCAAAGUUGCAGGCCCAAGCGGAUCGCCUUCUACUGGCCAAUGACAAAAUCAGCAGCCUCUGAGUAGAUGAUGUCUUGUCAGUUACAAUAUUCAGAGAUCUUGAAAAUGAAACCGAUUUAUAGAAGUAUAAGCAGAUUGUUGCAAAGGUCACUUUCGGCCAAAUGCUAUUUAUUUAAAUGAGAUAUAUUUAGUAUAUUUUUAUUCAACAAAUGUAUAAGAUUGGCUAAGAUCAGUGAGAUGCUGUAGAGACGACCCCAGUGAAAUCCUACAGGAGAAACCAGAGGUCGGCCGGAAACGUAAAAGGUUGUGGGACCAAGCGGUUCGUCUUUGACUGGCCAAUGACAAGCGGAUCACCUUGGACUGGCCAAUGACAAGCGGAUCACCUUGGACUGGCCAAUGACAAGCGGAUCACCUUGGACUGGCCAAUGACAAGCGGAUCACCUUGGACUGGCCAAUGACAAGCGGAUCACCUUGGACUGGCCAAUGACAAGCGGAUCACCUUGGACUGGCCAAUGACAAGCGGAUCACCUUGGACUGGCCAAUGACAAGCGGAUCACCUUGGACUGGCCAAUGACAAGCGGAUCACCUUGGACUGGCCAAUGACAAGCGGAUCACCUUGGACUGGCCAAUGACAAGCGGAUCACCUUGGACUGGCCAAUGACAAGCGGAUCACCUUGGACUGGCCAAUGACAAGCGGAUCACCUUGGACUGGCCAAUGACAAGAUUAGUAGACUGUGGUUGACAAUUUGUCAUUGCAGAAAUUCUGAGAUGUAGCCAACAAAGCCUGCAAUAAUUAUACCUGCAUUUUAUCAGCAUACAGGACAUUUUAUAUGUUGGGCAUCUCUACAUUUGAUCAAAAAUGUGUUUAAAAGAAAAUGAUGUGACAGUUGUAUCAUCACAUAUCUGCAUUGUGUUUUAUGUUUUCAUCUCAAAAUGUACUGAGGAAAUAUGUGAAGAUGGUUGAUAACAUUAUAUAAAGUGACAAAUUAAAUCAA